GACCAAAUAUUUCCUAUAAGUUCUUGUAAUAGUACCAACUUCGUUGCUGCCCUGGGAAAUUAUUGUGUCUACGAUACAAAAGUAAACUAUUCGAUCGUGAGUGACUAAGGUGACAUUCCUCUUUAGUGGUAAAGUUGCGAGUAUUUCCUGCAUCCUCCACUUUGGUACUAGCAGGCAAAAGACAGAAGUCCAAGUUCUUGUUUCCGAGCGGCAUAACUAGCAAGCUAGAUUUUGGACACUUGCGACGCUCCAGUCGGUGUAUUUCGUUGACAAUAAAGAGUUGGAGACAUUCUUCUGUUAAUGAAAUAAACGAGGUCUUGUCAUGAUCGACGCUACCAUGACUAACGCUAGCUCAUCGACAGCUGUCGGCCGAUUCAAUCAUCGUUGCUUUUCGUCAACCUACCGAGCAUUUUCGAUUGCCAUCCUUAGCGGCAGGGAAAGAAUCGACGUUGAAAGAGGAAAUAAAGUGAUCAUGCCUGCAUCAGCUCUCCGGAAAUUGACGCUAUUUUCUGCAACAUAUCCAAUGAUGUUUAAGAUUCGAAAUGUGCGACUCCAUCGCGAAUCUCAUUGUGGUGUACUAGAGUUCUCAGCGGAGGAAGGCCGCUGUCUGCUUCCUUUCUGGCUGAUGAGGUUAUUGCUUCUCUACGAGGGCGAUCUAAUCGAGAUGGUAUCUGUGCAACUUCCAAUCGGAACUUUCGCGCGUUUCCAACCCCAAUCUGUUGACUUCCUUGACAUUUCGGAUCCUCGAGCUGUGCUUGAGAGACAACUUCGAAAUUUUGCGUGCCUGUCGGCCGGAGAUGUCAUUGCCAUUGAGUACAAUAAUCAUGAGUACGAGGUUUGCGUGUUAGAAACAAAGCCAGCAGAGGCGAUCUCAAUUGUAGAUUGUGAUCUUCAAGUGGAGUUCGCUGCUCCCGUCGGAUACAAGGAACCUCCUAAAAAGCAAGGCACGAGUGUGGAGGUAGACGGUUACCAAGAUGAUUUCAAGCAACCCAAUGUUGUCAUCAAGGAUAAAACGUUUAAAGCUUUUUCUGGCCAAGGGAAACGCAUCGAUGGAAAAGAGGCCAAGUCGAAGCUAAAUCUAACGACUUCACGAUUAUCGGAUUUAGCGAUGGAUGAUACGACAACAAAAACAAUCACCAAAUCAGUAACUGAGGCGCAAAUGGCAAACGCAAAUUCCCCAGAAGCGCAAAAUACGCAGCAACCACAACAGCAUCAAGCGAAAGUAUCAAUUCGCACUCGUGGAGUUCCUGAUUACACAUGGCGGCUUGGAGUUAUAAAAAUGAUCCGCAUACGAGAGAGACCGAAAAAAGAUUCGACACCAAAAACAGAUGAUAAAAAAAGAAAAGGAUCAUCCGAAGAUCAGAGCAAAUCAUCGAUGUUUACCGGUACAGGUCAUACACUGAAACCGAAGUGAGAUUUUGUCUGCCAGAGGAGAACAGUCUGCCAGGCGAAGCAACUGAGCGGACUGGUGAAAGUAUAAUAAAUAAAACAACCCAAAAUUAAUUAGAACUGUA
Molecule: messenger RNA, 1514 nt
Organism: Varroa destructor (honeybee mite)
Lineage: Eukaryota; Metazoa; Arthropoda; Arachnida; Mesostigmata; Varroidae
Product: ubiquitin fusion degradation protein 1 homolog
Biological process (GO): ERAD pathway; ubiquitin-dependent protein catabolic process
Cellular component (GO): VCP-NPL4-UFD1 AAA ATPase complex
Molecular function (GO): polyubiquitin modification-dependent protein binding
Source: RefSeq, a predicted model, not a curated record